CGGUGAGGAGUCGCACGGGAGAGAGAGCCGGGAGGAGGGCAGCAGUACUGGCAGAGGGGAGAGCGGCGCAGUCAGAGAGGAGACUGCAGCACUGCGGGGUGUAAUGACAGGCGCGCUGGCUGCACACAGCACACGACUGCUGCCAUAAGAGCGCCAUUUUAAUUCAUUGGGGGCAUCUGCUUGCGCGUCCUCUAGUGCCACAGUGCAGGCAGCGGGGUAUGUGCGUCCGGCCAGAGCUGCAGGUCUCUCCCUGCGGUCUUCAGGGGGCGGGGAGGGGGAAUCUUUUCUGUUGCCAAGAAGAGCGGAGUGUGCAAAUGUAAAUAAGCCUCUUCCUCCUCCUCCGCUGCUGGAAGAUGAUGAUGAGGAGGAGUCCCAGGGUCCCCACCAAGACUUUGUAGGCACCGAGGAAGAGCCGUGCCUUCCAGCCACCCAUGCACCCCGGGGAGAUCCCUGGUGGCCAACUUGUAGCCCGGCACGGAUAACGCACCGGGGCGUGGAGAGCACUACCGCAUUGAUCCGCGGAUACAAUGUUGCCAUGCUGAUGCAUGUCCCCCGCCGCUCUGCCCGAUCUCUGAUCGCAGGCUAGUCCUCCCCACAGGGACAUGCAGGAGGGUGGCCGCGGCACAGGAGCCCCGCACGCAUUGCCAUUGAUUGGCAGCAGAGACUGAAGGCUUUGGAUAUUUGGCUAAGGAGGCAUCAAAGCAUGGGCUGUGCUCCAAGCAUCCACAUCUCUGACAGCAGGGUGGUGUAUCACAGCGGCAAAGAGUCAGACGACUCCAACUCUCCCCAUCAGACCAACACUGUACUGUCUGGGCAAAGCAACUCCGUCCCUGGAUUAUUCAUUAAAUCCUCCAACACAUCCACUUAUAAGGUGAGGGCUAAUUCCUUUAAGAAAGACAGGAGGGAGAACAGCCUGAGCAUGGAGGCAGAGAUCCCCCGCAGCAGAUCCAGUGUGAAGGCAGCUGUAACAGAGGUGCAGUUUGGUCCGAUGAGACUCCACCAAGAUCAACUUCAGGUACUUUUAGUAUUUGCCAAAGAAGAUAGCCAGAGUAAUGGAUUCUGUUGUGCAUGUGAGAAAGCGGGCUUUAAGUCUAACAUUGCCAAGACGCCAGAAUCUGCUUUGGAAAGCUUUUUAGAUAAACGUCAUGAAAUUAUCAUUAUCGAUCAUCGACAGUCGCGGUGUUUUGAUGCAGAAGCUCUAUGCAGGUCCAUCAGAGCUACCAAACCUUCAGAAAACUCUGUCAUCAUUGCUGUCGUUAGAAAACAAAGUGAUCGAGAUGAAACGUCGAUAAUGCCUCUAAUAUCUGCAGGAUUUACCAGGAGAUAUGUGGAGAACCCCAAUGUCAUGGCCUGUUACAAUGAGCUUAUUCAGUUAGAAUAUGGAGAAGUGCGUGCACAAUUUAAAUUAAGGGCUUGUAAUUCACUAUUUACUACGUUAGAGAAGAGUCAAGAAGCCAUUGAAAUCACUAAUGAAGAUCACAAAAUACAGUAUGUGAAUCCUGCGUUUGAAAGUAUGAUGGGUUAUCAAAAGGAUGAACUAUACGGAAAAGAAUUAAUUGAAGUGCCUAAUAAUGAAAAGAAAUCUGAUUUCUUAGAUUCUAUUAAUUCUUGCAUUAAAACUGGAAAGGAAUGGGAAGGUGUUUACUAUGCCAAAAACAAAAACGGUGAUAAUAUCCAGCAAAAUGUGAAGAUAAUUCCUGUUUUUGGACAUCGAGGUAAGAUCAGACACUAUGUGUCUAUUAGCCGGCCAUGUAAUGACAACAAUAAGGUAGAAAAACAGUGUGAACGAGUUCAGGCCGAGUCUCAAACAGAUAUCCAGAGCUGCAGACACAAGGACAGGCGGAAAGGUUCCUUAGAUGUCAGGUCAACCACCUCCCGAGGAAGUGAUGGUAGUUCACAAAGGCGGCAUUCUUCAAUGGCCAGAAUACAUUCAAUGACUAUUGAAGCCCCUAUUACAAAGGUAAUAAACAUCAUCAAUGCUGCACAAGAAAACAGCCCUAUGCCAGUAGCAGAAGCUCUGGACCGAGUUCUGGAGAUCUUAAGAACUACAGAAUUGUAUUCUCCGCAGCUCGGAACCAAAGAUGAGGAUCCUCACACCAGUGAUUUGGUUGGAGGUUUGAUGACUGAUGGUUUAAGAAGACUUUCAGGGAACGAGUAUAUCCUCUCGGCAAAACAAGUCCAUCCGUCUUCUGGGCACUUGAUCUCAUCUCUCUCCCUUACUGACAUCCCACCUCGGAUAGCUCAAGCAAUGGAGAAUGAAGAAGACUGGGAAUUUGAUAUCUUUGAAUUAGAGGCUGCCACUCAUAAAAGGCCUUUAGUUUACCUUGGCCUUAAACUGUUUGCUCGGUUUGGGGUUUGUUCAUUCCUGAACUGCUCAGAAGUUACUUUGAGGUCCUGGCUGCAUGUCAUUGAGUCAAACUACCACGCCGGCAAUGCAUACCAUAAUUCAACCCAUUCUGCCGACGUCUUACAUGCCACUGCUUACUUCCUGUGCAAAGAGAGGGUGAAGCAAAGCCUGGACCAGAUCGAUGAGGUUGCUGCUCUUAUUGCGGCCACGGUUCACGAUGUCGAUCACCCUGGAAGAACAAAUUCCUUCCUGUGCAAUGCUGGGAGUGAACUGGCCAUCCUAUACAAUGAUACGGCAGUGCUGGAAAGCCAUCAUGCUGCACUGGCAUUUCAGGUGACGACAAGAGAUGACAAGUGCAAUAUAUUCAAAAACAUGGAAAGAAACGAAUACCGCACUUUGCGGCAAGCGAUUAUCGACAUGGUUUUGGCAACAGAAAUGACAAAGCACUUUGAGCAUGUCAACAAGUUUGUCAACAGCAUCAAUAAGCCAUUAGCUGCACUAGAGGAGAAUGGGGGAAACAUCAGUGAUGAUGAGUCUGUCAAAAACAUUCUGACAUCUCCAGAAAAUCGAAUACUAAUAAAGAGGAUGCUUAUCAAGUGUGCAGACAUCUCCAAUCCAUGCCGAGCACUAGAGCAAUGCAUUGAGUGGGCUGGCAGGAUAUCAGAAGAGUAUUUUGCACAGACAGAUGAAGAGAAGCGGCAGGGGUUGCCUGUGGUAAUGCCCGUGUUUGACAGGAAUACGUGCAGUAUUCCUAAAUCUCAGAUCUCAUUUGUGGAUUAUUUUAUCACCGACAUGUUUGAUGCAUGGGAUGCAUUUGCUGACUUGCCGAAUUUAAUGCAACAUAUGGAUAACAAUUUCAAAUAUUGGAAAUCACUAGAUGAAAGACAGCUGAAAACUCUGCGACCGCCCCCCGAAUAGCAUAUUCUAGCACCCACUACCACCUCUCAGCCAAUGAAGCCCUCCCUCACAAGGGGUCCAAUUAGUUUUGGUUUACUCAUCGUUGCCAGAACCUGCUUCUUCAUCCUACAGGAUGUUCAUGUAACAAGGAUUGUCAGGUCAAUAGAUACCUCCAGUACCUGCAGUAAACUUCGAUAUAAAAAUAUCUUAAAAAAAAAAAAAAGGCCUUUUGCAUUAACUUAUCUCACAAGUUAAAUUACACUGGAUUGCUGCAAUAUAUGUACUGACGGGUUCUACACAAAAUAUCAGUUAAUUUUCUUCAUACCUGUAUGAAAAACCUUGAAGAUUCCUUGGAUAAAAGUUUUUUCUUCAAGAGAUUUGUUCAGAAAAACAAAUGGACUCAAACCUGCAAGUGAAGGAAAAUCAUCUUUGGUGUCUCGUGGAUUUUAAGAGAACACUCUGCUUUUUUUUUAAAGCACUUAUAGUUGUAACAAUCAACACAUUAAAUGCACUCUUUAUGAAGGAGUUUUUGAUCUCUGAAAAAUAGAUCUACUCUAUUUUUUAAUAUCACAGAAGGGGCAAUCAUUCACCUCUGCACACUACUGAUAGGGAGCUUUCUCAAGGCUGUUUAGUAGCAAAUUGUAUAAAAUACACAGAACUUGAUCAUUAGCAUCUAUGAUUAAAAUAUGUUUUAUUUAUUUUAUUAGAUGUUCAAUAUUUUCUAUGAAUUUAUAAAAAUAAAAGACAAAAAACAAAACAAAAAGCCAAAGCCAACUCUAGAUGCAUUACAGAUUCUCACGAUUCCUAGUCAUUACCAUUAUUAGAUUUUAAGCCUUUCUUUUCAUAAUCUAAAUCCAUGAAUAUUAUCAAGUCCCAUAGUUGUUUUGCACUGUACGACUCACGUGGAUGGUAAAGUUUUGAUUUACGUUGAUUUUCUUUUUCCUUUUCUUGAUCAUGAUGAUGCAGAGGAUUCUGUUGCUUUGGAUUUCGUGCCACAGGAGGGACAUUUUAGACUAUUUAAUUUGGUGAUGGCCCUGUUUCACACAUCAGUUGAUUUUACCCUGUGAUGCCAGUGGGCGCCAGGAGUUGCUAUGCAAUGUGUUGGCAGGUCCACUGGCUCUUCAGGGAAAGGACAGUUCACGCUCUCCUCUCCCUCACUUUCGCAGUUUGGUUCCCUAUCAGGAGUCUGCCUUAUUUUCUACAAUAUUUCUACAAUGCAUUCCACAGCAAAGAUGGAGGGAGAGUAAAAUAUAUUUAAACAUUUUAUAGCUUCUCUAUUUUUUAUUUUUUUUUGCAAGGGCAUUCCUUUACUCCAGUUUGGUAAGGUAUGUACCUUCACAAAAUAAAUAAGACAUUCACAAUAAGCACCAGUUACAAUAAAAUGUAUAUUUUAUGAA
Bufo gargarizans (Asiatic toad) is the source of this 4641-nucleotide messenger RNA. RefSeq names its product phosphodiesterase 8A (gene PDE8A). Gene Ontology annotation, molecular function: 3',5'-cyclic-AMP phosphodiesterase activity. The transcript is spliced from 22 exons. The coding region runs from base 704 to 3265 and encodes 853 amino acids. Gene Ontology annotation, biological process: regulation of DNA-templated transcription; signal transduction; cellular response to epidermal growth factor stimulus. NCBI's taxonomy places the organism in Eukaryota, Metazoa, Chordata, Amphibia, Anura, Bufonidae. The record is from RefSeq and is a predicted model, not a curated record.